Laccaria bicolor S238N-H82 is the source of this 3201-nucleotide messenger RNA. RefSeq lists its product as uncharacterized. The record is from RefSeq and is a predicted model, not a curated record. Bases 1 to 3201 code for a protein of 1066 amino acids. The transcript is spliced from 3 exons. NCBI's taxonomy places the organism in Eukaryota, Fungi, Basidiomycota, Agaricomycetes, Agaricales, Hydnangiaceae.
AUGGCUGGACGACUGGGCCACGUCAAAGGAGCGGAUGGUAAUGACACAAGACGCUACUUUCCUCGACGGAAUCCAAGUUUCGCUGGUUACGAUCAGAUCCCUCACCUUCCUCCUCCUCCGACAUAUGAUUUGCCUGCAUCUGUUUACCGGAGAUACGUCGCCAACCAAGGUCGUAUGUGGGAGAUAACAUCACCCAAUUCCCUGCAAAACACCUUCUGUCCUGGUAUCCGACCUGCAAAUCUAAACCUUCGAGUCCGUUUCUUCGAGGAACAACAUCGACGCUAUGAUGGCCACAUGGGGCCCUUUGACCCCACGAGGAAUGCUCAGCUUUGGCUCCCAGGCAAAGAGUGGAGAGCCUUAAUCAUGGGACCCGCGGCGGGAAAUCCGCGCAAAUACCCCGAGUAUGAAGUGGCGACUAAUUGUUGGAAGAGUGAUGCUGCCCCUGCCUUCGAUACGGGACGUAUUCACAACAGUUACAUCGACAAGCUCAUUCUACAGAAUCAGGAAGUCGGCUGGAGAAUGGAAGUCUUGCACAAGGAAUACGUCAAACAUCACUUCCUGGAACCCUCUCACAGAGCGUUGUGGAGCGCCGCCAUCCGACCGGCCAUUCCCACUUCAGAAGACAUCGACUCACUACAAGCUACCCCGUUCUGGAUGCCGGACGCUGAUGCUGAAGUCGCGAUGGCCGACGACUGCUACCUGGGUGUGUGGUUAAAUGGAGCAGAAGAACGACAAGCGCGAUGGUAUCUAAAGGAAGGCAUCCCGUGUUUUGUAGUAAGGGAAGUCACGUCUCUUGAGCGCGUUCUACUCGCUGCACGAGAGACCGUGAUAGACUUUGCUGCAGGGACUAGCACAUCAUCCAUCCACUGGACCAUAAACGACUAUGAUUCAAUGGCUAUAUCUCGAGGAGAUUUGUCCCUAUCGGACACCGCUAUGAUCCAUGACCCAGGGUGGGUAUGGCCACAAGCUGUAGUCAAUAGGCGAGAUGAAUCCAGAUCUCCUGAUACGAAGUCUGCAGAUAAGUCUGUGGUUGACUAUGGACCCCCUCCCUUGGAGACCAUCUCUAUCGCAAGUGAUCGAGUACCGUGGAUCAAGCCUCCCCCAGUCAAGAAAGCAGCCGCAAGUCGAGCUAACGCUCCUGCUCAUGAACGCAAAAGAUGGAUUAAGUUUGUGGAGAAUUACGACCCCAAAGGAUCCUUCAAGGAAGUCGGUGCGAAGAAUGCUCCUGUCCACCGGACGCAUUCCAUGUAUGAUCGAGAGAAACGCUGGCAUCUAUUCUUCCUUCGACCACCUAAGAUACCAGAAGGUUGCGUGUCUGACCCGAGCAUUUUUGGCCAGCCCUGCCCGAAAGGAGUCUACAAGGGCAUUAACAAAAAGCAAUUUGUGCAACCUCGCUGGAUUUAUCAAACCAUGGAGCCCCAACCAACGGAUGUCGGCAGAAAAGCGCCUGUCCCAAGACCGGAAGAAUUGCCGCCCUUGAGGAAACCCUCUCAGCCCAAUCCCCCGCCCAAUGAUGACAGCGACAGCGACAACGAUUACUAUCCAGACGAGGGUGAUCAAGCCCCUCCGGUGUUGAACGUGAUAAUCAACGCUGAUGUAUCAUCUGUGAGCGUGACUACCACGCCCGCUGCUCAAAUCACGGGGAUUGAACCCACUGUGCAAGCUAUCGAGAUACAGCCCGCUGCCAUAGGAGCGACUUCAGGAGUGGGGGAAGCCACCACCGAGCCUGCUUCCAUUGAUCCAAACCUAUCUCUCCCUAAGACGAAUCAUAUGCAGGAGGAUGAUGAGAUUUCGUGGGGAGACGACGAGCAUAACCACGAUGUUAUGGGUCUACAGAUCCCUCCUCUCUCCUUUAUGGUGGAUUCAGAAAUCAAUACGGAAGCCGUCACUCCAGCGGAUCCCUUAGAGUUUGCCUCUUCUUUCAUGCUUUAUGGAAUACCCACAUCGGAAGAGUUUCCCGUUAUCCAGGACAUGAUAAUGCAAGAGAAUGGGAUAGAAUUACGAGUCGCCUACGCUGAUUAUGAAGACUACGUGGGAGCUCUCACCCGUGCUUCCCAUAGAUGGCCGGACACUCUCUCCAACAAUGGAAGUCAAGGUCCAUCCUCGCUCCAAUCGGUGGCUCCGGCAGUGAGCUCUUCUUCUCGAAGAUGGAGCAGUGGGGAACGUCGGCAAACGCAUGACAAUCGUCGUCGAUCUCCUUCGAUGGAACGCUACAGAGUUAACAGAAGGCUUUCACCCCUCCCUCGGCGACAAUCCCCUUCCCAUUCCACCUAUCGUAGAAGGUAUCAACGAUCCCCAUCGCCUCGUCGUCGUGCUCGUUCUCCAUAUCGUCGUUCCAGGUCGCCUGGACCUCGAUCAUAUCGACCUCCUGGGGAGCUAGCUACGCGACCUUCAAGGGAGCAGGAGAACGCUAGUCCUUUAACCCUCCGGAACUCCAAUGCUGAUGCAAUGAUCCACAUUCCCCCUCUGCCAGUACUUCCAGGCAUGCCAGCUUUUGCUGGACUACCACACAACGCCCCGCUGCCUUUCGGCGCGAAUGUUGCUUUUAUGUGGUCCCCCUCCGGUAAUACCUUUAGCCCCGUCCUUCUGCAAGGAAAUACGACUGUGCUGCCUUAUCCAAUGGCACCUACCGGACCAACUCCAAGUGCCCUGCUGCCUUGGCCAGUAGCCGCAGCAUUGCCUACCUUGAACGUGCCGCCGUCUUCGUUGGAUACUUCGAGAGGCUCGUCUACUGCGUCGCUAGCUUCAAGAAUAUCAGCUAUGGUCGAGCUACGGUCCGAUUCCCCGCCUCCAACUCCCGCACGACCAACCCUCAUGUCUCGAAUGACAGACCAGCUAUCAGCAAGGUUGACUGAUCCAGCCCCCCCAGCUGCACUAGCUGCGAGGUUGACUGCUCCAGGUUGGCUGACGCUCGCUGAUCGUCUCGAAACCGCGGACCCCAUGGUGGUUGACCACUCUCCCUACCUUGGCUCAGCUGCGCUAGCUGACUUCAGUACUGAAUCGCUACAUCCAGCAACAGCCUCAGGAAGUUCGUCUUAUCAUCAAGCACCCAUGGAUGAAGAUCCUACCGAUCAGGGAGAUGACGGGGAAGAAGAUUACAAGCGAACGAAGAGGGGGCGGCGUAGCGGUCAGAAGAUUCAAGGGUACCGAAAGCGCGAUGAGGAACGCGAAGAGCGGAAACGUCGGCGACGCCGUCGGUAA